AUGUCAACAAUCGGCACAACAACAAUUCAAACAACAGCACCAAACUCGUUAGUCAUGAAUCCUACGUCAAUGUUAGUAGAGAUGAAAAGCUUCAUUCCUUCUUCAUAUACUUUUGAAACAGAAAUCCAGAAGAUAAAGCAAGAACUUUUAACAAGUAAUUUAGACUGUAGUGCGAAAGAUGAAACAAAUGAACAGUAUCUUUAUGAAAUGCAGGACCUCAUCGACCAUUUACCUAAAUUGCCUGAAAUCCAACAACAAAAACUCACUAUUCCUGAAUUCGAUGAAAUAGAAGUCAAAGCAACUGACUCGGUAGAAAUAAAGAAGUUCAUACGAAAGGUAAACUAUGAGUUUCUAGGAUUUCAUUGCAACCAUAAGGUUAUGGACAAAGAUUGCGACAUGUUAUAUAAGAACAUCUCUGACAUAUAUAAAUCUGGGGAGUUUAAGACCUACGACAACUUUGUUUCGUUAGUUGCAGAAUGUGUAUGGCAGAUAAGAGAUAAAGAUAGAAGAGGUAAGGUAUGGAAUGAACAGAUAAAACCAGCAGCUUUUGA
Molecule: messenger RNA, 551 nt
Organism: Trichomonas vaginalis G3
Lineage: Eukaryota; Parabasalia; Trichomonadida; Trichomonadidae
Product: organellar and viral DNA polymerase type B
Exons: 1
Source: RefSeq, a predicted model, not a curated record